UCAAGCUCCGCAUCAUCCCCACCUCCCUCCUCCUCCUCUCUCCUCCGCCCAGUAGCGUACGACGCCACAUCCGGCACCAACUCCGAAAGCACGUCCUCGCCCUGCUUCGCCCUUCUGAGUAGUUCGAAAUCAAGACCUUUAGGUUUCUCGUGCUCGCCUGCGCUGGACUUGAGUUGCGGGAGGCCAAGAUUUGCUGCUUCGUCUUCUUCUGAAUCGGCAUGCUGACGACGCUCAGAUGCGCGGUCGCGGUAGCGCGGCUUGGGUUCUUUCUUGGGUUUGGAUGAGUCUGCAUCUGCGAGGGAUGAGGAUUGCGAGGACAGUGACCUACAUGUUUCUCAUUAGUCUUCGUCCUAUAUAUUCCAGAGAAUUAAAUAAACACGUACUUCUUAGAAGAACUAUCACGAUGCCGAUCCCGGUGUCCAGAUCUAUGCUCCCGAUGCGACGAAGACCUAUGAUGAUGAUGAUGAUGAUGAUGAUGCCGAUGCCGCUGUCCCCCGUCUCCCUCCUUCUCAUGCUCGCUCUUCGACGUCGCAGAACUCUGCACGAGUUUUCUAAAAUCCUCGUUCGUGAGUCCUCCUGCCAUGACGCUCUGAUCUGUGUAGUGAGGGUGUGUAGUUGGUGAUGAGGAGGGCGAGGAGGAGGUUUGUUUAUUUAUUUGGGUGGUGUUGGGAGUUGAGUUUUUUGGGUCUGCGGUUUUGCUUCCCCUGGAAAUCGCUUUAAUUGAUUUAUUCU
Molecule: messenger RNA, 732 nt
Organism: Myxozyma melibiosi
Lineage: Eukaryota; Fungi; Ascomycota; Lipomycetes; Lipomycetales; Lipomycetaceae
Exons: 1
Coding region: 236-622 (128 amino acids)
Source: RefSeq, a predicted model, not a curated record